Molecule: messenger RNA, 1076 nt
Organism: Dipodomys ordii (Ord's kangaroo rat)
Lineage: Eukaryota; Metazoa; Chordata; Mammalia; Rodentia; Heteromyidae
Product: homeobox protein cut-like 2
Exons: 5
Biological process (GO): regulation of DNA-templated transcription
Molecular function (GO): DNA binding; DNA-binding transcription factor activity, RNA polymerase II-specific
Source: RefSeq, a predicted model, not a curated record
GGCAGCGGCUGUUUGGAGAGAGCAUCCUGGGGCUCACGCAGGGCUCUGUGUCAGACCUGCUUUCCCGGCCCAAGCCCUGGCACAAGCUGAGCCUGAAGGGCCGGGAGCCGUUCGUCCGCAUGCAGCUGUGGCUCAGCGACCCCCACAAUGUGGACAAGCUGCGCGACAUGAAGAAGCUGGAGAAGAAAGACACCUACCAGCAGAGGGCAGGACUGCCCAGCAGAUGGGCCUACCUGAAGCGCCGCUACGGGCUCAUCAGCCCUGGCUCGGACCGCGAGUCCCCGGCCACGCGCUCUGAGUGCCCCAGCCCAUGCCCGCCGCCGCUGGAGCUGAGCCUGCUGCAGGUGAAGAAGCCCCGGGUGGUGCUGGCGCCCGAGGAGAGGGAGGCGCUGCGCCAGGCCUACCAGCUGGAGCCCUAUCCCUCGCAGCAGACCAUCGAGCUGCUGUCCUUCCAGCUCAAGCUCAAGACCAACACCGUCAUCAACUGGUUCCAUAACUACAGGUCCAGGAUGCGCCGGGAGACGCUGGUGGAAGGAGCCCAGGAUGAGCCGGAGCUGGAUCCCAGCGGGGAUCCCGGCGCCCGGCCACCCCGCCACGGCCCCCCAGACCCCACCCCGAGGAGCCCCUCGUCAGAGGCCGAGGAGCAGAAGCCGGAGCUGAGCGAGCUGCGGGCCUGCGGGGCCGGGGCCGCACCCCUGUCCGCCCCAGACCGGGCAGGCGUGAGGGUCAAGCAGGAGCGGACCGAGGAGGAGGGGGGCUGUGAGCCCCAGGACUUGGGGGAGCCGGACCCAGCCCGAGCCGCCCCCAAAGAGGAGCACGUGGACCCUCCGGGCAGCGAGGAGCUCCCUGAAGGGGCACUGGGGCCCCUCCUUCCCGCGGGGCUCCCCUCAGACUGCCCUUGGCAACACCCCUGCCACGAGGGCCAGGCCCGGCCGCGGCCACCCGCCCCGGAGUCCGAUGCCAAGGUGAACCCCAACUUGCAGCGGCGGCACGAGAAGAUGGCCAACUUGAACAGCAUCAUCUACCGGCUGGAGAAGGCCGCCAACCGCGACGAGGCCCUGGAGUGGGAGUUCUGA